AUGGAGAGACUCGAGCUUUUCUGCCCGCAGUGUAAGAGCAACUCGUACAUAAACCCGGGAAUGAAGGUCUUUGUCAGCCCGUGCUACCACAGUCUGUGCGAGAUGUGCGUGUCUCGCCUGUUUUCUAACGGGCCAAAUAAGUGCCCAGAGUGUGGGAUUUCUCUGAGAAGGUCGAACUACACCAGCCAGACCUUCGAGGAUGUAAGCAUAGAAAGAGAGUGCCGCGUGCGGAAGAUUGUUUCUUCUCAGAUAGGGAAGUCACUCGACGACUUCUCAGACGAGGAGGACUACAACGAGCAUCUGGAGAGAGUCGAGGAGGUUGUGGAGGAGCUCCUGCAGAUGAAAGGCCCGAAGGAGAUAACUGCCCGCAUGCAGGAGAUCAGGGAGAGCAUGAGGGAAGAGGCACGGACUCUCGACGAGCCCAGCAAGAGGAGAAAGAUAGAGUGCAUUGAGGAGGUAAAGCUUACUCCUCACGUGGACUCUGUGAAGUACUUCUUCCCCCCGGAUGCAAUAGAGCAGAGCACAAUCCCGAAAAAAGUCGUAAGUGCAGGAGUCUUUGCAGAACUUUCAAGGUACCGAGAGCUUGCCAGCAUCAUGAUCCGGAAGGCUUCAGUUUCUCUGAACGUGGGUACACUAUAG
Messenger RNA from Nematocida major, 639 nucleotides. Its product is annotated as CDK-activating kinase assembly factor MAT1. Gene Ontology annotation, cellular component: transcription factor TFIIH holo complex. Gene Ontology annotation, biological process: regulation of cyclin-dependent protein serine/threonine kinase activity; DNA repair; regulation of transcription by RNA polymerase II. NCBI's taxonomy places the organism in Eukaryota, Fungi, Microsporidia. The record is from RefSeq and is a predicted model, not a curated record. The coding region runs from base 1 to 639 and encodes 212 amino acids. The transcript has a single exon.